Molecule: messenger RNA, 2365 nt
Organism: Solea senegalensis (Senegalese sole)
Lineage: Eukaryota; Metazoa; Chordata; Actinopteri; Pleuronectiformes; Soleidae
Gene: slc34a2a
Product: solute carrier family 34 member 2a
Exons: 13
Coding region: 95-2002 (635 amino acids)
Biological process (GO): sodium-dependent phosphate transport; intracellular phosphate ion homeostasis
Cellular component (GO): vesicle; brush border; apical plasma membrane
Molecular function (GO): sodium:phosphate symporter activity
Source: RefSeq, a predicted model, not a curated record
CCACCCACUUUUCUACUGCACCUGUGUGGAGAAAGCAUUUCUGAGCCUGACACUCAGGUGAGCUCACCAUACGCGGAUCACAAACUCACAGCAAAUGGCUCAACACAAUGAAAACCACAAUGGGAGAUGUGAAAAUGAAAACAAAGGGGUCAAAGCCAGUUCCACUGUCUCUUUGGUUGAGGAGGGGCCACGGGACACAGACCCGUGGGACCUGCCAGAGCUGAAGGACACUGGGGUCCCAUGGUCAGCUUUGGAUACCAAAGCAAAGGUGCUGAAAAUCCUGGUGUCAGUGGGGAAGUUCGUCCUGUUGCUGGGUUUCCUAUACUUGUUCAUCUGCUCCCUCGACAUCCUCAGCUCAGCUUUCCAGCUUGUUGGAGGUAAAACAGCAGGGGAUAUCUUCAAGGACAACGUAGUUUUGUCCAACCCACUGGCAGGUUUGGUCAUCGGUGUUCUGGUCACGCUGCUGGUGCAGAGCUCGUCCACGUCCUCCUCCAUAGUGGUCAGCAUGGUCUCCUCUGGAUUGCUAACGGUCCAGUUGGCUGUUCCUAUCAUCAUGGGUACAAACAUCGGGACGUCCGUCACCAACACACUUGUGGCAAUGACGCAGGUUGGAGACCGCAGCACAUUUAGAAGGGCGUUUGCAGGAGCCACAGUGCACGACUUCUUCAACUGGCUGUCUGUUAUGGUGCUGCUGCCUCUGGAAGUGGCCAGUGGUUAUUUGUACGAAGUCACUAAGCUCAUCAUUGACUCCUUUAAAAUCCAGAGUGGAGAGGCCCCAGACCUGUUAAACGUGAUCACGGAUCCCCUCACAGAGUCCAUUAUUAUGUUGGACAGUAAGGUCCUUAGUGGUAUUGCCACUGGAGACCCCGAAGCCCGGAAUAUGAGUCUGAUAAAGAGAUGGUGCAAAACGUUUACCAAUACGACCCUAAGGAACGUCACAGUUCCUGGUCCAGAGAACUGCACCUCGCCAGUGCUCUGCUGGGUCGAUGGCAACUACACGUUUACACUGAAGAACAUUUCUGAAACAUACAAUGUGCAGAAAUGUAAACACCUCUUUGUGAAUGUAAAUCUUUCUGACCUGGCAGUGGGUCUGAUCCUGCUGGCCCUCUCUCUACUGGUGCUCUGCUCCUGUCUGAUCCUCAUUGUCAAGCUGCUCAACUCCAUGCUUAAGGGGCAGGUGGCUGUAGUCAUCAAGACAAUCAUCAACACAGAUUUCCCAUUUCCAUUCGGUUGGGUCACUGGUUACAUUGCCAUCAUAGUUGGAGCUGGAAUGACCUUCAUUGUGCAGAGCAGCUCUGUCUUCACGUCUGCUAUUACUCCACUUGUUGGUAUUGGUGUCAUCAGCAUUGAGAGAGCAUACCCACUGUCUCUGGGCUCAAAUAUCGGCACAACCACCACAGCCAUCCUGGCAGCCAUGGCCAGUCCUGGAGAAACACUGGCUAACUCUCUACAGAUUGCCCUUGUGCACUUCCUGUUCAACAUCUCUGGCAUCGUCCUGUGGUAUCCGAUUCCCUUCAUGCGCAUUCCCAUCCGGUUGGCUAAAGGUCUGGGCAACAUCACCGCCUCCUACCGCUGGUUUGCUGCAGUCUACAUCCUCUGUUGCUUUUUCGUUUUUCCACUCUUUGUCUUCAGCCUGUCGCUGGCUGGCUGGCAGGUACUGGUGGGUGUGGGUGUACCUAUAAUCGUCAUAGUGAUCUUCAUCAUAGUGAUCAACAUUAUACAGAAACAGAAACCCGGGUGUUUGCCUGCAAUACUGCGUUCCUGGGAUUUCCUCCCACUCUGGGCUCAUUCCCUCGCUCCCUGGGACAAAGUGGUGGGUGUGUGUACCGCCAAAUGCUGCUGCUGCUGCAAAUGCUGCCAACUUGCUGCUGAUGACCUGGAACACAGUGGGAAAGAAAACGCACACAGAGAAAUGUACGAUAACCCUGCAAUGAGUGCAGAGAAAGAGGUCGAAAAUGAGAUUCGGGCAGAUCUAAAUAUUCAGAAGAUGACCCGGCUUUGAGAGUUUGUACACUCAUGUCACAUGAGCCAUUCUGGAACAGUUUCCACUAUAUUUAUCUUAAAACUUCUUCAUAUAGAUUGUUUAGUGUAAGAUAGGAAAUGGUUGUAGAAGAAUUUCUAAUUUAUAAGGCAAACACUGUAUGUUUAAGGUCCAGUGUGUAACAUUUAGGAGGAUCUAUUGGCAGAAAUUUAAUAAACUACCCAUCAGUAUGUGUGCAUACAAAUGUAUAAUUGCUUAAAAAAUAUUCAUAGCCUUAAUAUAAGUGGUUACAUCCCUGUAAAGUCCAUCUGAUGAGGGGAGUAACAAUGCAUAACUAACCUCAGUUAUUUAUUUUAAAACGAGAAAGUGAAUAAAAAGUUUAUU